Molecule: messenger RNA, 1597 nt
Organism: Arabidopsis thaliana (thale cress)
Lineage: Eukaryota; Viridiplantae; Streptophyta; Magnoliopsida; Brassicales; Brassicaceae
Gene: SAC3C
Product: SAC3/GANP/Nin1/mts3/eIF-3 p25 family
Exons: 9
Coding region: 531-1535 (334 amino acids)
Source: RefSeq, marked reviewed
AAUGUUCUAGAUUCUUACUUGAGUUGAAUUUUGAAUGCUGCAUUUGUAGAAAUGCAAAUUUGUGUACAAGUCAGAACCGGUGUAAAUUAAAUUGACCCGGUUGCCGCCAGAUUUAAUUCGCUGAGAGUACUGUACCGGAUUUGGUUCUCUUCCGGUUUAUUCCAAAUAAUAGUUCGGUAACAGCUUUGAUUGGUUCGUUUCUUCAGAGUCUGGUUUGGGACUUGGGAGGGAAGAAGAUCUCGUUCCCUCUAAGCCAUGAAUCGUCGUAAUCGUGGCUCUUCUUCUUCUUCUUCUAGGGUUUCGAAUACUUAUGGGAACCGCCAGUUCUCUGAUAACCCGAGGACUGGAUCCGGCGGCGGAGUUAAUGAAUCCUUUCAGAGAAGAUCCGAUGCACCGCACAAACGAAACAAUGAAAAAGACGAAUCAAAACAUAAAGACGAAGAUCCUGCUGACGUUUCAUUGAUUGUAGGAACUUGUUCUUCUAUGUGCCCAGUUCUUAGGUCAAUUAGGUACUUUCCCUUCAUCAAUUCAUGAUCCUUCCGUGCAUCGGCAAGAGGGAAAGAGUCACAAGAGAACGCCUGCGUGAUCUUGCAGUGUUUGAGAGGCUUUAUGGAAACCCCUCAAAAUCAUCCACAGAGAUAGCUGUCAAAAAGUUUUGCAGAACCCUUUCAGCGGCGGAUGUUCAGGCAUCGGAUGUAAGACCGCUCCCAGUUUUAGAAGAAACCCUGAGAUACCUUCUAAGUUUGCUCGACUCCAAGGAGCACCCGUUUGAAGUGGUUCAUGAUUUUAUUUUCGAUAGGACAAGGUCUAUUAGACAAGAUCUUAGCAUCCAGAAUUUGGCCAAUGAGAGAGUGAUCUACCUUUAUGAGGAAAUGGUAAAAUUUCAUGUCAUAUCUCACGAGAGGCUUCAAAGUUGUAGUGGUACAAGUAUUAGCUCAAUGCAUCACUUGAACAUGGAGCAGCUAGCAAAAACUCUUACCUCUUUGUAUAAUAUAUAUGAUGCAAAUAGAAAACCGGACUAUAUCUACGAAAAUGAAGCCGAGUUCCGCUCACUCUAUGUGCUGCUUCAUCUCAAUCCUAGUAGUGGAGUGAUGGGGGAACCGCUGUCUUUAUGGUUUCGCAAGUUGACUUUUGCUUUGGUAAAAUCCAAGGAAAUAUGUUUUGUACGAAACCUUUUAAGAUUAUAUCGGAUGGGCAAUUACAAGAACUUCUUAAGUAGAACAGCUUCUGAGGCGACAUACUUGCAGUAUUGCAUAAGUGAACAUCAUAUUAGAGAGAUGCGAUUAGUGGCUGUCCAAUACAUAAACAAUGUUUGCUACAAGCUUCAACCCUAUCCUCUCUUGCGGUUAUCUCAGAACCUGAAGAUGAAGGAGUUGGAUGUUGAAUCUUUAUGCCAUGAGUGUGGUCUUGAGACAUGUACUGAUCCUGAUGGGUUCACUGUUUUACCCGUGAAGCAGUCAACCUUUCGUAGUCCAGAGGACAAGUUCAAAGUUUAUGAUUUGAUUGGAAUUGAACGGAUUAAGAUGUCGAUUUGAACCUCUUGCAUGUUGUAAUGCUUCAUACUCUCUUAUGAUAAGAAGAAAUUGAAUUUCUAAAA